Betta splendens (Siamese fighting fish) is the source of this 4802-nucleotide messenger RNA. Its product is annotated as von Willebrand factor A domain-containing protein 5A-like. Bases 132 to 2480 code for a protein of 782 amino acids. Lineage: Eukaryota; Metazoa; Chordata; Actinopteri; Anabantiformes; Osphronemidae. The record is from RefSeq and is a predicted model, not a curated record. The transcript is spliced from 23 exons.
CUUUGUAGUAGGACAGCAGAUGAGAGAAGCAGUAUCAUCGUUAAACAGUAAAAAAAAGUUAUUUUAAUGGUCUAAAAGCAAACUGAUGCCAGACGCCCAAACAAGAGCAGGAAGAAAACAAAGAAACGAAGAUGAACCGCUGUGGUCUGUUAACUACUGAGAAGGAACCAGUUCCUCUGAAGAGCAUCGAGGUGGAGCUGCAGGUGAGGGACCAUGUGGCCACAGUGGUCUCUACUCUGAGCUACGACAACAAGGAGGACAAACCAAUAGAGGCUGUGUUCGUCUUCCCUCUGCCUGGAGACGCUGCCGUCUGUCAUUUCAGUGCUACCGUUGGUCAGACACAGAUUGUAGCUGAGGUGAAGGAGAAGCAGCAGGCUCGUGAGGAGUAUGAUGACGCCCUGAGCUCCGGUCAGCAGGCCUUCCUGUUGGAGGAGAGUGACCAGAGUCCAGACAUCUUUUCUCUGAGUGUGGGGAGUCUCCCUCCAGGAGAGAGCGCCUCCAUCAGGCUGGAGUAUGUCACUGAGCUGGCUGUGCAGGCUGAUGACGGCCUGAGGUUUUGUCUGCCUGCUGUGCUCAACCCUCGUUACCAACCUCGGGGAAGUGGGGGUCCCAGUGUUGAGGUGACAUCAGUUCCAGCGUCUCAGGUUCCCUACACUCUGUCUUUCUCUGCUCGACUGUCGUCUCCUCGUCCGAUCUCUAAAGUAGAGUCCAGCUCCUCCCUGGAUCCUCUCCAGUUCCUCAACGCAGAGCAAACCCAGGCCACAGUGAAGUUGGCUGCAGGACACAAGUUUGACAGAGAUGUGGAGCUGCUGGUUUAUUACAAAGAUGCCCACCAGCCCUCUGCUGUGGUAGAAGCAGGACAGGCCUCUGCAGAGCCUGGCUCUCUGAUGGGUGAUCAGGUGGUGAUGGUGAGCCUGUACCCUGAGUUUCCUCAGGCUGUCACGUCGAAAGGAGAGUUUGUAAUUUUACUGGAUCGAUCUGGGAGUAUGCAAAAUGCCCGCAUCAGCAGCGCCAGGGACACGCUGCUGCUCCUGCUGAAGAGUUUACCAAUGGGCUGCUAUUUCAACAUCUACGGCUUUGGCUCCACCUUUGAACACAUGUUCCCUAAGAGUGUGGAGUACAGCCAGAAAACCAUGGACGAGGCUCUGAAGAUGGUCAAAGAGGUGCAGGCUGAUCUUGGAGGAACUGAGAUUCUCUCACCCCUCCAACAUAUCUACAACCAGCCCUGCAUUACUAACCAGCCUCGACAACUUUUUGUUUUUACCGAUGGAGAAGUGGGAAACACCAAGGAAGUUAUUGAUCUGGUGAAGAAGAAUUCAGGUUCCCACAGGUGUUUCUCCUUUGGGAUCGGGGAAGGGGCCAGCUCUGCUCUCAUCAACGGACUGGCCAAGGAAGGAGGAGGUCACGCUCAGUUCAUCACUGGGACCGACAAGAUACAACUCAAAGUGAUGCAGUCACUGCGAUUUGCUCUGCAGACAGUUGUGGAAAACAUCUCAGUCACAUGGGAUCUUCCCAAAGAAGCAUCCGUCACUGUCCUCUCUCCACCAAUCACAGCAAUAUUUCAGGGUCAAAGGUCACUGAUUUAUGCUCAGAUCACUGGACAGACUUCAGAAGUUGCAGAGGGCUCUGUGAAGGUGAAGUACAGUCUGGCUGAUCAGGUCUUUGAGAACCAGCUCCACUUCAGUCUCAAACCAGCAGAGGACACUGGAUUAACAGUCCACAGGUUGGCUGCUCGGACUCUGAUUCGCUCCCUGGAGUUGGAGGACAGAGAGAGCAGAGGACGAGAUGGAGCGAUAAGGAAGAAGAUGGUGGAGCUCAGUGUCCAAUCAGGAGUGAGCAGCUCCGUCACCGCCUUUGUUGCCAUGAACAAAAGUGAUGGCAAAAACAUUCAAGGACCUCUGGUGCGCAGAGAUAUUCCAGUACCUGGCAUUUUACUUGCUGCGCCUAAAAUGAGGCUUUCCCAAGUAAGCUACGGUUCUAUGCCUUGGAGGCGUGGUGUGCGAUACAAAGAAGGAUGCUGUGAGCGUUUAGGGAGAAUCCUACGUAAAGCAGAUUGCUGUAAGCGUUUAGGGAGAAUCCCACGUAAAGCAGCUUUGCCUUCAAGGGAAAUGGGGAGCUCAGAUGAAGAUGACUCGUCUCCUCAGAACUCACCCACAGGCCCUUUUCUGCAGCUGGUCUCCCUCCAGAAGGCGUCUGGCUGCUGGCUGCUGGAUUCAGCUCUGGCUGCUGCACUGAGAAAAACCAGCGAGGAGGUGGAGAAGCCAAAGCCUGCACAGGUCAACCAGGACGUGUGGGCCACCGUUCUGGCUCUGAUCUGGCUUCAUGGUUUCAAGGCGGACGCUAAGGAAGAGUGGGAGCUGCUGGCUAUGAAGGCUGUGUCAUGGCUCCGUGCCCAGAACGCACCGUGUAUGAAAGAGUGUGUGGAAGCUGGAAAUACAGUGUUGGGCUGCAAGGUGGCGACAAAUGCUCUUGGCUUCUGAGGGUUUCUAUAAAGAGGCUUCUCCUUAAGAAGAAGCAGAUUUCCUCUGUUUUAGUAUGGGGUGCCGAUGUACUGUAAAAGGUACCUAUAAUUAGUUUUCUCACAUUUAACUAAAUGACACAAAAUGUUUUUGUUGGGUCUGAAAAUACCACAACAGCACUGAGACGAGACACAGAGACGAGAAGCACACUGUGAGCCAACCAGAGAUUUUACUUGGCCAAGGGGAGCUCGCCUGAGAUCUUAGCGUUGUAAGCGCUUCACUCAGAGACCAACCAACUCCAACGAACUUCCCCAAAGCACAACAUUUUAUUGAAGUACUUGUACUGUACACGCCUCCAUCACACAUCAUUGCUGAACAUGCGGAAACACACACAUUAGGCAUAGCAGUACUCCUCCAACCCCUCUUGUGGUUUUGAACACCUACGCCUGAGUAGGAGCACAGAGCAAGUGACAAAAUUGUUCUUCGUAUAUGACAAUACUUGAAAACCUGUGGUUAGAAGUCUGUGCACCUGUCAAUGGGUUUAUAAGGCACAGCAAAUGCAAACCAUAAAUGGAAAAUGUAAAAAAGGUUAAAUGAUACAUAAAAAGUAUAAAUGAAUAUAAAUGAAAUGAAUAUAAAUGAAAUGGAUAAAUGAGAUUAAUAAUAGAUGAAAGUAUAUUUUCUCCAACAUUUCCCCCCGUUUGUCAUUACAAGGACAAUUAAACAUCAGUAUCACAUAUCUCUGAAUCAGUUUUCAAUGUGAACGUCAAAACAUUGUAUAAACCUUGUAAGACAUUUUUGUAAAACCUUUCAUGGUAAGGCAUGAGUGUAGCAUAGAGUGUCAGGUGAGAAGAUGAAUGCGGCAUGUGAGAGCACACAAAACAAUUUGAUUUAUUGUAUGCUUUAGCUAACACCUUGACAUAAUGAUACCACAUGUUGGUCUCGAACGGGUGCUUGUGGUUGGGGUCUAAGUUCUUCCAGUUCCAGUCAUCCACUGGUGUACCAGUCCAUUUCUUCACUCUAAACAGAUUCAGCAUCUGGCCAUUCCACAGUACCUUGUGAGCAAACAAACCAAUCAUGAAGAUUGUGACACAGACCACUACCCAGAGCUUACCCACUGGUGCCAUAGCUGGGAGAGGGGAUCUGUUGGUUUCUUCGGCGACCAAAGGUUUUGAUACCGGUCGACUUCCACCCCUACUCAGUGCCAACCAGGGGAAUCACCCUCUUGCAGUGGUUUUGAUGGAUCCACGUAGCUCUCUCCUCGAUCUUAACAGCCGUCGGUGUAGUGAGUACCACAGUGUAUGGCCCCUCCCACCGCGGACUUGACCACGUCUUUCAUUUGAUGGCCUUGAUGAGAAUCUGGUCACCUGGCUCGAUCUCCUCCUCCUGCUGAGACCAAGCAGCAUCUGGCAGCUUAUCUGCAUUCACAAUCUCUUUUUCCUUCAAUAGGUUUGUCAUCCACUCUGCUAGUGUCUGGCUCUCCUUCUUCUCUUUGACAUCAGUCAUUAUAGGUAACACAAAAAAGUCAAAAUGUAAAAAGUGUAAAAAGUCUAAAUGUAAAUGUUAAAUAUAAAUGUAAAUGUUAAAUUUAAAUGUAAAUGUUAAAUCUAAAUGUUAAAUCUAAAUCUAAAUGUUAAAUGUUAAAUCUAAAUGUUAAAUCUAAAUGUUAAAUGUAAAUAUUAAAUGAUCGAACUGAAUAUUUAAGUAGACUCCACCCCCUAUUAUUUUACAUUUAACAUUUACAUUUAGACUUUUGCACAUUUAACUAAAUGUGAGAAAAUAUGUUGUGUCAUUUAGUUAAAUGUGAGAAAACUAAUUAUAGGUGCUCCUUUUACAUCCGGCACCCCAUAUUCAACAACAUCGACUUUAACUUCACUCUGGAACUCAUCUUAAUUAUUUCAUUCAAGAGGUUGACUUUACGAUGCCCUAAAGCAGCACAAAAUACAUUUGAAGCUCCUGGUUAUUAUUAUUCCACUCAUUCUAUUGAUUCUAUAGAGGGUAGGGGUAGAGUCUACUUGCCCAUUCAUGAAUAUUCAGUUUACACUCGGCGAACAUUUAACAUUUACAUUUAACAUUUAACAUUUAACAUUUAACAUUUAACAUUUACAUUUAACAUUUAAAUUUAGACUUUUGCACAUUUAACUAAAUGUGAGAAAACAUGUUGUGUCAUUUAGUUAAAUGUGAAACUAGUUAUAGGUGCUCCUUUUACAUUCGGCACCCCAUACAUGUUGUGUUCCGACGUCAUUUUCAUUUUCAUCUACAAUUUCCCGCCAGAGUGAAAACGUAACGAAACAGGUCACAAGUGGAUAUCGGAGCCUUUACUAUUAAAAAUCUAUAAAUACA